Messenger RNA from Stylonychia lemnae, 771 nucleotides. NCBI's taxonomy places the organism in Eukaryota, Ciliophora, Spirotrichea, Sporadotrichida, Oxytrichidae. The record is from the annotation of a GenBank genome assembly.
AUGAAGAUCACUGGGGACUUAGUAUUUUUCAUCACUGGAGGAGCUUCUGGAUUAGGUGAAGCAACUGUUAGAGAAAUUCACGCUAAAGGAGCUAAGGUAGCAGUCGCUGACUUUAAUGAGGAGAGAUUAGCUCUCUUAGAAAAGGAGCUAAAGGAACGCAUCUUCACUAUUAAGUGUGACGUCACAAAAGAAGAACAAGUCAAGAAUGCAAUCGACAAGACUGUUGAAAAAUUUGGAACUAUUCAUGCUGCUCUUGCCUGUGCUGGUAUUGCUACAGUUUCAGUUACUCUAUCAUCAAGAGGAUCAUUAGAUAUUGGAUUAUUCAAGAGUACCACAGAGAUCAAUGUUUAUGGAUCUGUUUACGUAGCCAAAUAUGCUGCUUAGGUAAUGUCAAAGAACAAGCCAAUCAAUGACAAAGGGGAGAAAGGAGUUAUUAUGUUUGUUAGCAGUGUUGCAGCUGAGGAAGGGUAGAGAGGGCAAGUUGCCUAUUCUUCAACAAAGGGAGCUAUUAACGGCAUUGUACUUCCAAUGGCUAGAGAUUUAGGAAGAUAUGGCAUUAGGGUUUUAUCAAUCGCUCCUGGAAUUUUCAUGACUCCAUUAUCUCAUGCUAUGCCAGAAAACGUCAUGAAGAGACUUAAUGCAGACACUGCAGUCAACAGAUCAGGUACCCCCGAUGAGUUUGCUCAUUUUGUUACAGCAUGCAUCGAGAACACUUAUCUUACAGGAGUUACUCUUAGAAUCGAUGGUGGUAUUAAAUUCUCUAAUCUGUGA